AAUAUCAACCAACGAUCAAUAAACCACCAUGGCGCCCAUUAACGAGGAGUUGUUUGAUGAAGAUGAUACCCUUCUUAUCAAUCCAUACGAGGUUCUCGGAAUCGAGAAAACCGCGACAGCCAAUGAAGUCAAAUCCGCAUACCGCAAAGCAGCGCUGAAGAACCAUCCAGACAAAGUCCCAGCCUCAGACAAAGAAUCCGCAACCAAGACCUUCCAAACCAUCGCCUUCGCCUACGCCGUCCUCUCCUCCCAAACGCGACGUGCCCACUACGACCGCACCGGCUCUACCUCCGAAGCCAUAUCAUCAUCUGACGACUUCUCCUGGUCUUCCUUCUACCGCGCACAGUACGAAGAUGUCGUCUCUGACGCGGCCAUUGAGGCUUUCGCUGCAAAAUACAAGAACUCGGAAGAGGAGAAGGACGAUGUGCUUGCUGCUUACGAGAAGGGGAAGGGCGAUAUGGAUGUAGUCUAUGAGAUGGUCAUGCUGAGUAAUGUGGUGGUGGACGACAAGAGGUUCAGGGAGAUCAUCAAUGCUGCUAUACAAGAGGAGAAGGUCGAGGCAUACACCAAGUUUACGAAGGAGUCGGAGAGCUCGAAGAGGAAACGCACCAAAGCAGCUAAGGACGAGGCGAACGAAGCGAUGGAGUGUGCGGAGGAGCUGGGGAUCAAGGAUAAGCUGUUUGGUGGGAAGAAAUCUAAGAAGGACGAUGGACAGGAUGGAUUGAAGGCGCUGAUUAUGAAGAGGCAGCAGGAUCGCCAGGAGCAGGGUGAGGGGUUUUUGGAUAGGUUGGCGGCGAAGUAUGCGGAGCCGGAGAAGAAAAAGAAGGGCGGGAAGGGGAAGAAGAAUAAGGCAGAAGUGGAUGAGGGGCCAACCGAGGAAGAAUUCCAAAAGGCCUCAGCACGGCUGGGGGGGAAGACCCGAGGCAAGACGGACGAUGACGACAAGAAUACCGAAGGAAGGAGGUCGAAAAGGGUAAAACGGUGAUAGCACUGGGGAUGAUAGUACAGGGUAGCUGAGCUCCGCUGUCAUGCGGGAGGUGUGGCGGUGCAUUAUAGGGCGUUAAGUAGCGUUGAGGGAAUUGGCAUUGGGGGCAGGGCAUGGGGGGUGGAUUCAAAGCCAUCUGAGACGGCUUAACCCUACAGGUAAAGCCAAAGAGCUUUGCAGGAGCUAAGACUCAAGCUCUUUUUUAUUGUUUCUAGCUUGGGAAUAUCUCUCUCAUAGAGACUCGGGCUCAGGAUAGGGACUUCAAUUAUUACAUUUGCCCAAAAUUGAGUCAACGGCGGUGUUUAUGUGUGAAUGUGAUGGGCUCUCUUAAACUUUCCCACCGUAUAAUCAACAACGGCUGGAACCAUCGACUUCAACUACAUCAGUAUAUACGUG
Messenger RNA from Pseudogymnoascus verrucosus, 1381 nucleotides. RefSeq lists its product as uncharacterized. Lineage: Eukaryota; Fungi; Ascomycota; Leotiomycetes; Thelebolales; Thelebolaceae. The record is from RefSeq and is a predicted model, not a curated record. Gene Ontology annotation, molecular function: heat shock protein binding. Gene Ontology annotation, cellular component: cytoplasm; nucleus. The transcript has 2 exons. The coding region runs from base 29 to 985 and encodes 318 amino acids.